Miscanthus lutarioriparius is the source of this 2034-nucleotide messenger RNA. The record is from the annotation of a GenBank genome assembly. Lineage: Eukaryota; Viridiplantae; Streptophyta; Magnoliopsida; Poales; Poaceae.
AUGGAAGCUGCUGCUCUCCAUCGUGGAUCACCAUGCGCAUCACGCCACGAGCUCUCCGGAUCUGGCAGCCACGGGCUCUCCGGAUUUGGCAGCCACGAGCUCUCCAGAUCUGGCCACCGCCUUGAGGGCAAAGCUGAGGCACCUGCCGAGCAGUGUGGUUCACCACCGCGGUGCUCGCGUGAGGUGGCUAGGCUGAGAUUAGCUGGUCUUAGCACCAUUGCUGUGGUGGACGACCAUCCUUACACUUGCGUCGAUUGCUCCAUGACCUUUGGUCAAGAGAUGGUGCUGUGUGGGCACAUGAGGUCGCACAAGCACGACCACCUCACCUCUGACUCUGAGGAGGAUGCACCCACACCAAAGAGGAGAAGGAAGAAGCAGAUGUCAAAGAUGAGGACCGUGAAGUCGCUGGAUGAAACAUGGGGCAACCACGCCGCCGCAACGGCGGUCACCCUGCAUGACAACAACGAGGUCACAGAGAACGACCGCAACGGUGAUGACAUUCCCAUGAUCGUCAUUGACGACGACGAUGACGAUGCAAAUCCUGUCAUCGCUGUCGCGGGGUCUCGUGGAGCUUCUGGCCCAGCUCCUGAUGCGACGGCAGCUCUGGCCAUGGCUCCAGCUCCAGCGGUGGCCGUGGCAACUUCUAUGCUUGCAGCUCAUGCGUCCGCAACAUUUGUGAACACUGAAGGAGCUCCUGCUGCUGCAUCAACAACGGCAGUGACAAUUCCACUAGCUGUGGCAGCCGCGACCAUCACAAGAGCUGCUCUUGCCACCGCUGUGAGUGCGGGCACUCAAACUGCACCUGGUCUGGUGAAGGGGAACAAUGGCUCUGGUCAAGCUGGUGCUCGCUCUAAAUAUGAUACCAAUGGUAAAGCUGUUGCUAGGAACAACAACAGUUGUGGCAAAUAUCUCGCUGGCUGUGGCAAUGUCGACAAUGGAAAGGGUGUUGCUGGCUAUAGUGAAGCCGGCUAUGGAGGCAAAGGUGUUGCUGGCUGUAGCAGCGGCAGCCACACCUACAGCACAUCUACUGCCGCUGGAGGUGAGAGCAACAAAGGCUGUGGCAAUGUGUACAGUUGCUGUAAGUGUAAGAACACAUUGUUCUCCACACCCCAGGCGCUGGGAGGCCACACUUCUAGUCAUCACAAGAUCAUGGAGAAGAAGGGCAAGUCAAAUCUAGACAUGCAGAGUGGUCCACACAAGUGCAAAGUGUGCAACCAUGAGCGCCAGACAGAGCAGGAACUCAGUUCCCACAUGAUGAUUGUGCACCCUCACCAUGCUGUUGUUGCUGCUGCUUCUGCUAAGGAAAAGCCCUUCCAAGCGACAGGGAUCAACAGCAUAGAUGCAGCUCUGGAUGGCCCUUACAAUACCAUGGGUUGGCAGAUCCUGGCUGGCGCUCCCAGAAGCGCCAUCCUCGCGCAUCUUUCAUCAAUGGCGCCAGUGCACCAGCCACCUCAAGGAACCAUGGCUAUGGCUAGCAAUCCUAUGACUGAGAUAGCAGUAGUGCCUGGCAAUGCCAUUGCCAGUAGCUCCUCCACUCCUCGUUCUGGCAUUGCUACUGCUAUUGAUGCCCCUGCCAAUACCAUGGGCCGCUGCUUGCCAUUCUUCCUAACUGGCAGAAGUGCCAUCCAUGCCCCUCCUGUGUCGAUGCCGGUGCACCAGCCAACUCAAGGGAUGGCGGCUAUGGCUGGCAAUCCUGUGACCGGUCAUUUCCCAGCUGCUAUGGCUAGCAAUUGGUACUCAUUCCCUGCAACAACCAGCAGUGUCCUUCCUGCAAUUCCCUUGCAGACUCAAGAGGAGAAUCCACCACAAGCGAGAGUGGUGCCUGCAAAUGGUGAGCAUCCCUCCACCCAUCUCAUUGGCUCCAAAACCUUCUCUACAUUCCUCUCACAGUUUUUUCGAACAGAACUGGCAGACCCCUCACAGAAUCAAGCGGAGAAUCCACCAGAGCAGACAGUGCCCGGCAACAACGGAGGUCGCACCGUUCUUCUCUUUGGCACCAGAAUUGCUAAAGGUCAGAAAGAAGUCAAAGAUUAA